GCAAACAAGCCACUGUCCGUUUAAUAGACACAUCAGACUCGGAGUCGGGGUACAAGAAAGCUUUUUUGCGUGGCCGGAAAAUGCGGACGCUAGUACUAGUUGGAUCAGCUAAUUUCACAUAUACCUGGUGCCCUCUAGCUCGACGUCCUUUCUUCACUCUUUCCGUUCGCCACCGCCCCAAACUCAAAUUCUCCACUUCUUCGGAUAAGGCAUGUAGGAGCUACAUUGACGAGGAAUGUGAUGAGGAUUUUUUGCCGUGGUUGGAGCAAAAAGCAUGUACAAAAAUAUCGUCCACGCUUUCCAUUGGAAAAUCUGCACAUGGAAGGGCUCUAUAUGCUUCCAAGCCCAUACAAGCUGGGGACUGCAUAUUGAGAGUUCCUUACAGCGUGCAACUAGCACCAGAUAAUCUUCCUCCGGAAAUUUGUUCUUUGUUUGGAGAUGAAGUUAGCAGUGUCUCAAAAGUUGCUCUACUCCUGCUGCAUGAGCAGAAAAUGGGUCAGAAAUCUGAAUGGGCUCCAUAUAUCCGCCGGCUUCCUCAACCUUUUGAAAUGCAUAACACUAUAUUCUGGAGUGAUGAUGAACUGGAGAUGAUUAGACAAAGUGUUAUAUACCAGGAGACCAUCAAACAAAGGAAUCACAUUGAAAAGCAGUUUAUGGCAAUUAAACCAGCCACUGAUCAAUUCCCUCAAUGUUUUGAAGAUGUCUCUCUGAAGGACUUUGCUUAUGCUCAUGCUUUAGUUUUAUGGACUCGAACAUUUGGCGAUGACCUCUUUCUUGACAUUCCAGUUACAUCUCGAGCAUGGGAAAGCUCGAGGGGUGUCUCGAUGAUUCCAUUUGCAGAUUUUCUAAAUCAUGAUGGUACUUCAGAGGCAUGUCUUAUGAGUCAUGAAGGAAAACAGCUCUCAGAGGUCAUUGCUGAGCGUGAUUACAGCCCUGGUGAUCAGGUGCUAAUAAGUUAUGGAAAAUUUUCCAACAGUAGCCUAGUUUUGGACUUUGGCUUCACAGUUCCUUACAACAUUUACGACCAGGCUCAAGUUGAGCUCAAUAUACCUCAGCACUAUCAUCUUUUUCAGAUGAAGUUGGAACUUCUGCAGAGAUUCAAGGCACCAGCCAUUAAAGAUGUCAAUGAAUUUAGCUCUUCUGAGAAAUUAUUUACAAUCAAGGAAGUGAAGUUUGCUUCUAAGAAAGGGAGGGGAAUUCCACAAUCUUUUCGUGCAUUUGCUUGUGUACUAUGUUCAAAUGCUCAAGAAUUGAGUGAUUUGGAGUCAGAAGCUGCACAAAGCCAUGGUAGGCUGGCUCGAAGUCCUUUGAAAAACAAAAGCAGGGAGAUUGAAGCACAUGAGUUGAUACACUCAAAAAUAACUGAACAAAUCAAUGAAUAUGAUGCAUGUAUCAAGUCUCUGGGACCAUCCACCUCUCAAAACUUGGUUAGAAAACAUGCUUUAAGGAGACAAAUGGCUCAUGAUCUUCUUAGUGGUGAGCUUCGUGUUCUGAAGUCUGCUUCUGCAUGGCUGAAGAAGUAUUGUGCAACCUUAUUAGAAGGAUAGAGUGUAGGGUUCUAUUCUACAUAUGGUGAUCCAGUUUGAAGGUGGCCUCAUCUUGGAACUUAAGAGGGAGGUUCCAAUUGGUUUUCCAAUUCUCCAACCGCACACAAAGCUUGCUGAUAGUCAGACGAAUGGAAGUCGGUUUAUCACGUGCCUCCUCAUCGACAACCUAACAGAAAGCAGGAAGUUUUAGAGAUGCAUUACUCGUACAACAACAGUAUGAUGGUAGAGAAGGCAAGGGGCAAAAGUGCUGGAGUUGGCCAUGGCGCAUAGAACUCCUGUCGAGAAGUUCAUUGCUUAUUGUUGAGGGAACAGAAGUUAGUCGUGGGGUUGGGUACUGAAAAAGUAGUAGGUUGUUACAGGGGUUAAUUACUUUUUUUCUUCCCUGUUCUGUGGGCAAACUAUGAAUCAAGAUUUAGCCAAAUUGUAUUCAGCUCCCUUGUCAGUAAACACCGGAUGCAGGCCAUGGAUGGGUGGAGUGAAAUGAAAUGAAAAGCAAGAACUUUUAUUUGAAA
This is a messenger RNA of Coffea arabica (coffee), 2059 nucleotides long. Its product is annotated as ribulose-1,5 bisphosphate carboxylase/oxygenase large subunit N-methyltransferase, chloroplastic-like. Gene Ontology annotation, molecular function: protein binding; protein-lysine N-methyltransferase activity. Gene Ontology annotation, biological process: peptidyl-lysine monomethylation. The record is from RefSeq and is a predicted model, not a curated record. Lineage: Eukaryota; Viridiplantae; Streptophyta; Magnoliopsida; Gentianales; Rubiaceae.